AUGUGGCCGAGGGAAAUAAAAUUACACGAAAAUAAGAAUGACGCUAAAAAAAAAACUUUAGAAGCUGGAAAUGAUGAUGUAGGUGUACAUGAAUCUAUUUUGGGAAAAAUGUCUACAAUCCGUAUCCGGGCUGGUUCGUCUCCGGAAAAGCCAAAGAACAAUCAGUGUUGCUCAAACGACAGAACCGAUGGGACAGAACGUUCAGUGCAACGCAACAUACGUACGUGUCUUGCAAAACAACUGGGCUGCUGUGGUGAAAUAUCAGCUAAUGAAUGCAGAAGUUGCAUGCCCAAUGAGAGCAAUGCGUGUGGUGGUGGGUCCACACCAGAAAAAAAUUCGUGUGAAACCGGCACCCCCGAAAAAAAGCCGUGUGGGACCGGCUCCCCUGAGAACAGUCCAUCCGGAAGUGGGCCCCGCGAGGGAAAUCCAUGUGGAAGCGGACCUUCGGAGAAAAAUCCAUACGUUACAGAGCCAUCCGACAGAAAAUCACGCACGAGCGGCUUACCCGAGAAAGGUGUCUUUGCGAGUAGGACUAAACAGCAGCAUCCCGCAGUCGACCCAGUAGAUCAGAUUAUCGAAGAAGGUCUACAGCAGCGGUCUAACAGUAGGCGGUCACGGAGGCUGGAACCAAACCUUAACGAACCACAGCAAAAUAAAAGACACAGACAGUCUAAAACUGUAGUACCGAGACCUUUUGGUACUUUAGGUUAUCAACCGGAUUUCUAUGACGAUGCAGUAGACAUGCAGAAUUGGCAAGAAAAUAGAAAUAGACAGAGACAUCGUACUGGGGACGAGGAACAGAGACAACGGUCUCGGGCUGUACCUGAUUUAGGUUUUGUACCAUACGUAGACGAAGACCAACCGAAUGGUGGUAGCCCAGCUAGCCGGCGACAAGAUCGAGUUCCAGUAAAUAACGAGACACUCCAGAUACAACAGGAGUUGCUCAGUGUGGAACGACAACGGUUGAAAUUGUUGAAGCGCGUAAAACGCAUCCAUUAUGCUCUACUGGCCGAGGUGGAGACAUAUGAACAGCGACCGGAAGAAAUGCAGGCACAACGGCAGAGUCGAAUAGAAAACGAGAAACAGAAACUGUCGGAAAUAAGACGACGCGUGGAGGCCAGGCACCAGGAACGACAGGGUACCGAGCAGCAGCAGUUUGACGGUCAGGUGACGUCACCAUCCUCACAGUAUUGUGGACGGAACGCGUUGGCUCAGAGAGAUCCGUUAACAACACCAAACCGACCUGCAGAAGCCGACCAACAACAACGUCGAAAGUUAUACUAUAGGCCACCUGCAGCUAACUCCGGGUGUACCGCGACAUUAGAUGAAAGUAGUGAUGAACGAUUGCCUGUGGUGAGACAAGCUCAAGCUCCGAAACUGCGAAUACCGUACCGACCUCCGUCACAGAGUGACAGCAGUAGCAGUGCUUGCGAAGAAUGCAAUUGUCAGAUUUCGCCGUCUGCUGGGGUGACAAACGCGACAAGGCCUGAUCGACGAAGGAGGGUCGCGAGCACAGGACCAGCGAACAUAUUACGUAACAACAGACAACAACAGAACCAUAGUGAUGGCCGCGGUGGGACGAGGCCACGGACAAUGGACGCCGCCACUUCAGCUGCUCCGGGUGAAGUUCCAUUGGACACGUCCGGUUACUAUUAUAACGCAACCCGUAACGGUACUCCACGUUUGACGACACAAAGUUUGAAUUUCAUAUGUAACUGCAAUGACAACCGUUGCAGAGGACGCAAAUAG
Molecule: messenger RNA, 1749 nt
Organism: Cinara cedri
Lineage: Eukaryota; Metazoa; Arthropoda; Insecta; Hemiptera; Aphididae
Source: the annotation of a GenBank genome assembly